This is a messenger RNA of Aegilops tauschii subsp. strangulata, 816 nucleotides long. NCBI's taxonomy places the organism in Eukaryota, Viridiplantae, Streptophyta, Magnoliopsida, Poales, Poaceae. The record is from RefSeq and is a predicted model, not a curated record.
AUGGCCGGGGCGGUGGCCAGCAACAGUGCUAGGUGGAGGUUGAGGGGACGACAGGGCGGCGACCGCGGGGGGAGGCAGGUGGAUGGGGCGGGAGGCAUGUUUGAAGAAACCUCGGCCUACAUACUGGGUUUCCCCCGCCGCCGCCGCGGCCCUCCCCCGCUCCCGCCGCCCCCGGGCGCCGGCGGGCGCGCCCCGGCUCCCCCUCCCCCUCCCCUCCUCCCCCGUACCCCCCGCGUCGCCUCCCCGAGCGAGGCGACCCGGGGCUCCCCUUCCCUCCCCUCCCCCAGCAGCCCCCCUCCUCUAAUCCCCUCCCGCCGCCGCCGGUGUAGGCCUCCGGGCCUGGCUCGCGUGAUGCCGGCGGCGGCGGCCCCGUUCUUUUCCUCCCCGCGCGGCGUUGUGGCUCGGGCGAUGGCGCCGGCGGCGGUGCACCCAGGCCGGCGUCGGAUCCGGUGGCGGCUCGUCUUCGCAGGCGGCGCAGCUCCGGGUGGCGAGGUGGCGGUGGCGUGGCUGCUUGGCUGCGGGGCGGCGCGAUGGCUGGCGGCGGAGCCCUUCCGGCCCAGAUCUGGGCCCUUUUGGGCCCCAUCUGGGUCUGGGUGGGCCUGGCGUGUGCUUUUCGGCGUCAUCUCCGGCAGACGGAGGUGUGGCUUGGGCUGGGGGUGGCGGAGACGGUGGCGCGUGUACUGCAGCGCAGCGACGGGAGCUUCACGAGCCCGCUUCGGGCUCGGCCGGGCAGGGGUGCCUGGUUUGCUCCUGAGCUACGUCCGGUCGGUCACCGCCGAGGGUGGUGGAGGUUGUCCCCUCCCACGUGGCCGCUGA